This is a messenger RNA of Pelodiscus sinensis (Chinese soft-shelled turtle), 2218 nucleotides long. The record is from RefSeq and is a predicted model, not a curated record. Lineage: Eukaryota; Metazoa; Chordata; Testudines; Trionychidae.
GUGAAGGAAUCAGAUGGUGUUGUUAACAAUGAACUGCCGAACUGCUGGGAAUGUCCAAAGUGCAACCAUGCAGGGAAAACUGGGAAACAAAAGCGUGGACCAGGAUUCAAAUACGCUUCGAAUCUCCCAGGCUCGCUGCUUAAGGAACAGAAGAUGACCAGAGAUAAUAAGGAAGUAGCAGAUGCAGCAAAAUGGAAAGGGGAAUGUGAAGAAACCCCCAGGCAGAAAUCUAAUGAACCUUCCAAAAAGCCCCCUGUUGCUUCUGUUUUGAGGAGAAAGUCAGAUGAAGUACAUAUGCAAAGAAAAAGAAAAUUUGAGAAACCCCAAGAACCUGCUAUGAGAAAACAGCUAAAACUUGGUAAAGAAGAUAAACUCUUCAGGAAAAAGAGGCGAACAUGGAAGGCUACAGAUGACCAACCUGGCAUGGCCAAACCCCUGUGGUGUUUUAAACAGGAACCUGAGGAGGAUCUGCCAGAAGCACCUCCAAAAGCCAAGGAGAGCGACCAGUCACAGUCAAAUUCUCCCACUGCGGGACCCAGCACUGAAAGUGCUGAGCCUAGGGACAAGAAGAAGACAAAGAUGAGGCGAAAAAGGCGUCUUCCAAAUAAGGAACUGAGCAAAGAGCUCAGCAAGGAACUCAAUCAGGAGAUCCAAAAAACCGAGAACAGCCUUGCCAAUGAGAAUCACCAACCCAUCAAAUCUGAGCCAGAGAGCGAGAAUGAGGAGCCCCAACGUGCUCUGAGCACUAGCGAGAGAUUCCACAGGUUCAGCAAAGGGUUAAAUGGGACUCCCAGGGAGCUGAGGCACCAGCUUGUGCCAAGACUGCGAAGCACACCUAGGGUGAUUACCCGGCCACCACCUUCACUCUCUCCUCCCAAAUGCAUUCAGAUGGAACGCCAUGUAAUCAGGCCACCCCCCAUCAGCCCUCCUCCUGACUCACUCCCUCUAGAUGAUGGGGCAGCCCAUGUCAUGCAAAGGGAAGUCUGGAUGGCUGUCUUUAGUUACCUCAGUCAUAGUGACUUGUGCAUCUGUAUGAGAGUUUGCAAGACCUGGAACAGAUGGUGCUGCGAUAAAAGAUUGUGGACCAAAAUAGAUCUAAACCAUUGUAAAUCCAUCACUCCACUUAUGCUCAGUGGCAUUAUUAGGAGACAGCCUGUAACCCUUGAUCUUAGCUGGACAAACGUAUCUAAAAAGCAACUGAGCUGGCUCAUCAACAGACUACCAGGUCUCCGAGAUCUGCUGUUAUCAGGGUGUUCGUGGAUUGCUGUCUCUACACUUUGUAGUUCCACUUGUCCUUUACUCCGAACCCUGGAUGUUCAGUGGGUGGAAGGAUUAAAAGAUGCACAAAUGAGAGACCUCUUGUCACCACCAACAGAUAACAGGCCAGGUCAAAUUGACAACCGAAGUAAACUACAGAACAUAGUUGAGCUGCAUUUGGCUGGUCUGGAUAUUACAGAUGCUUCUUUGAGAUUGAUCAUUAGGAACAUGCCUCUGCUUUCCAAACUCAAUCUUAGUUACUGUAACAAUGUGUCAGAUCAGUCUAUUAACAUGCUGACUGCAGUAGGAACCACCACACGUGAUUCCUUAACUGAAAUUAACUUAUCAGACUGCAAUAAGGUUACUGACCAGUGCCUGUCCUACUUUAAACGUUGUGGAAAUAUCUGUCAGAUUGAUUUGAGGUACUGCAAGCAAGUGACAAAGGAAGGAUGUGAGCAGUUCAUAGCAGAGAUGUCCGUGAGUGUUCAGUUUGGGCAGGUGGAAAAGAAACUGCUUCAAAAACUGAGUUAGUUAAAGGACAAGUGUGUAAAUAUUGGGGCAAGGGAUGGGGAAAGGUCUAAGAACAUGUAGGGAUUUUAUUUUCAAUUGGGAAACCAAAAAGAUCCAUAUCAAAGAUCAGAUUUUACAGUCUUGUCAAGGAGAGAACAUCAUUUAAACUACCCAUGUUAAGAAUUUCAACCUGUGCCACUUAAGUCAGGCUACUGGGGAUGUCCUGCGCUGGCUCAUAUGCAAAUUCAUAAGGCGACUGUUAUUGAUGAUACAUGUGCACACAUGGAAGAAGACUGAUCUUCAAGAAAUACUGUUAUUUAAAGUACCACACCAUGUGCUUGGGUAGUGUACAUUAAUUUCUGUUAAUUUCUUAAAACAAAAAAAGUUGGUGUCAUUAGAGUGGACCACACACUGUAUUUCUGCCUUCUGAAAACAUUGGCUGUGUCUACAU